AUCAGUCACCAUUAGGUAUAUGCGAUUCCGAUGCUGCGCUGCAUAACAGCUGCUUACAGUCUUCGGAGAAAUUUAAGCUCACAGACGCAUGAUCAGGGUUCGUUCAAUCUGCAGAGUUAAAACAUUCCCCCUUAAGUUCUGAAUCCCCGUCAGGAUACGCCACGCUGGCACUACCCUGACAUGAAACCCCCAGCGCUUUCGUCAGAGGUCCGAUAACAGUGGAGCAUGAAGUGAUCGUCUUUAUGGCGGACGUGGAUGCGUGCAGGUUCCGGUACUAAAUCCUGGAGUAUAAGAAGCUCGACGUUUUUGAGAGAAAAACAACAAACCAUCUCACUGUGAUUCUCUGUCUACAUUAGCAGAACUCUCAUAGACUAGUGGAUACCCGCUGCUGAUUAUUCCCUACCUGCUGCACUCGCGUCCUCCCGUUAUCUGACCAUGGCUCUCCCACCGGAGGCCGGCCUCGAGUUCGUCGGCAGUGAUAACCUCCACAAUGAUAUCUAUCCUGCGAUCGAUGUCGCCAAAUCCAGCCACCUUCAACAGCCUGGAAAAGUCGUCUUGAUCACCGGAGCGGGCCGCGGCAUCGGACGAGCCAUGGCGAUUCAAUACGCGCUUGCAAAUGUCAGUACCAUCGUGCUCACCGCACGAACCGGGAGCGAACUUGAUGAGGUGGAAGCUCGUAUCAAAGAAUCAAACCCGAAAGUGACCGUGAGGAAAGAGGUGUUCAGCGUAACAGACGGCCACGCGAUCAAAGAACUUGCGCAGCGAAUCGAACAAGACUUUGGACGUCUUGAUAUCUUGAUAAACAACGCGGGUCUCACUCAUGCCUGGGAGCCGAUUCUUGACACAGACCCGGAAGUUUACUGGCAGGUGCUAGAAGUCAAUCUUCACGGACCACUCCUUACCACUCAUGCCUUUUUGCCUCUGCUAGUCAAGACCGCGGAAGCACACUCUACGCACGUCAACCUCAUCAACAUCACGUCGCUUGGAGCUAUCACAGUCGUGCCGGGCGGUAGCUCGUACGGAAUUUCUAAGCUCGGCCUGCAGAAGUUGAGCGAGUUCGUUGGGGUGGAGUACGGUGCAAAGGGAGUUAACGUGACCGGCAUACACCCUGGGGGUGUUGCUACAAAACUGUCAGACGGAAUUAGCCAAGUCCAACACCUUGUGACCGAAACGACUGAGCUUUGUGGUGGAUUCGUUGUAUGGCUGAGUAACCAAGACCGAGCGUGGUUGAAUGGGAGGUAUCUUAGUGCCACGUGGGACGUAGAAGCCUUGGAAAAUAUGAAGGAGGAGAUCGUCAAAGGGGAUAAGCUGAAGGUCAAGAUGGUCAUCUGAAGUAUUCAAUGAGGACGAUUGUGACAUCUUAGUCUCAUCACAGUGGCGCCUCUGGAGAUUAUGUCCCGAAGAGUAAGACAUUGGUACAAGUGAUGACGAGAAGUUGGCGUAUGGAAGUGUUGUACAGAGUUCGUCGCUGUGUAAGAAUUACAAUACCUGCCAAGCUAUAGCUUAUCAAUCAUCAUACAUACGCACGGUUAGGUCGAGGUUACAGUCAUGUAACAAGAAAGAGUUCUCUGGGAUUCAAUCAGACACUAAGAUAACAACAUGACCCUGCGUACAGG
Messenger RNA from Boeremia exigua, 1616 nucleotides. Its product is annotated as putative oxidoreductase ucpA. The coding region runs from base 436 to 1332 and encodes 298 amino acids. The record is from RefSeq and is a predicted model, not a curated record. Gene Ontology annotation, cellular component: membrane. The transcript has 4 exons. NCBI's taxonomy places the organism in Eukaryota, Fungi, Ascomycota, Dothideomycetes, Pleosporales, Didymellaceae.